Trametes versicolor FP-101664 SS1 is the source of this 4989-nucleotide messenger RNA. RefSeq lists its product as uncharacterized. NCBI's taxonomy places the organism in Eukaryota, Fungi, Basidiomycota, Agaricomycetes, Polyporales, Polyporaceae. Bases 1 to 4890 code for a protein of 1629 amino acids. The transcript has 13 exons. The record is from RefSeq and is a predicted model, not a curated record. Gene Ontology annotation, biological process: actin filament organization; vesicle transport along actin filament. Gene Ontology annotation, cellular component: cytoplasm; actin cytoskeleton; vesicle. Gene Ontology annotation, molecular function: actin filament binding; microfilament motor activity; ATP binding.
AUGGCUGAAAACAUAUACAGCAAGGGCACCCGUGUCUGGUUCCCCGACAAGGAGCUCGGCUGGAUCUCCGCAGAGGUCUCAACCGCCUCCCGCACGAAUGACACCGUCAAGCUGGUCUUUGUAGAUGAACGCGGCAAGGAAAUUAAGAUCGAUACCACGGUGCAGGACAUCAAGGACGGCAAGGAGGGCCUCCCACCAUUACGCAAUCCCCCCCUCCUCGAAACUGCUGAUGACCUCGCAACCCUCUCUCAUUUGAACGAACCCUCUGUCCUUCAUACCAUCCGCAAUCGUUACGCACAACACAGUAUCUACACCUACUCCGGUAUCGUCCUCAUCGCUGUCAACCCCUUCCAACGCGUCGCCCUCUAUGGCCCAGAGGUCAUCCAAGCAUACAAUGGCCGCCGGAGAGGCGAGCUCGAGCCCCACUUGUUUGCCAUCGCGGAGGACGCCUACACCGCCAUGAGCAGGGAUGGCACAGGCCAGACUAUCAUCGUUUCCGGCGAGAGUGGUGCCGGGAAGACAGAGUCGGCCAAGUUCAUCAUGCGUUACAUCGCGUCCGUCAACCCUCCAGACUCGAAGACAAGAACAAGGACGAAGGCGUCCCUGGAUGAGUCUAGCGAGGUCGAGCGGCAGAUCCUCGCGACCAACCCCGUGCUCGAGGCGUUCGGUAACGCUAAGACCACCCGUAACGAUAACUCUUCGCGUUUCGGAAAGUAUAUCCAGAUUCUUUUCGACGGCGACCAAGAAAUCGUUGGCGCGCGGAUCCGCACAUACCUCCUCGAGCGUUCACGUGUCGUCUUCCAGCCACUCACCGAGCGCAACUAUCACAUCUUCUACCAACUCUGUGCCGGCGCGCCGCUCAAGGAGCGAAAGGACCUCGGCCUCGAUACUGAUGUGUCGAAGUUCCAGUACCUCAGCCAGGGCGGUCCCCAGUCAACACCAAUCGCGGGAGUAGACGAUGCUGAGGAGUUCCGGCAAACGCAGAUUGCGCUCUCGACCAUUGGUAUCUCGGUCGAAAAGCAGUGGGCCGUGUUCAAGCUGCUCUCUGCGCUCUUGCACCUAGGAAACAUCAAGGUCUCGCAGACUCGCAACGACGCUAUCAUCGACGACACGGACCCCGCGCUGCAGCUCUCGACACGCUUUCUGGGCGUCCCUCUUGCGGACUUCAAGAAGUGGACGAUCAAGAAGCAGAUCACAACACGCUCAGAGAAGAUCGUCACGUCGCUCAACGGCGCGCAGGCAUCCGUCGUGCGAGACAGUAUCGCGAAGUUCGUGUACGCGUGCUUGUUCGAGUGGCUUGUCGCGAUUGUCAACGAGAGUUUGGCCGGCGAGAACGGUGAGGCUGCCAGUCGUGCGGAGAUGUUCAUUGGCGUGCUCGAUAUCUACGGGUUUGAGCACUUCAAGAAGAACUCCUUCGAACAAUUCAGCAUCAACUACGCCAACGAGAAGCUGCAGCAGGAAUUCAACCAACAUGUGUUCAAGCUCGAGCAAGAGGAGUAUGUGCGCGAGAAGAUCAACUGGACGUUCAUCGAGUUCUCGGACAACCAGCCUUGUAUCGAUGUCAUCGAGGGCAAGCUUGGUGUCAUGGCUCUCUUGGACGAAGAGUCUCGUCUCCCCUCCGGUACCGACCAGUCGUUCCUGCAGAAGCUCCACAACCAGCUCGGCAAACCGGAGAAUGCAAAGGUGUUCAAGAAGCCACGGUUCGGAAACUCUGCGUUUACCAUUGCGCACUAUGCGCUCGACGUCACCUACGAGGUUGAGGGCUUCCUCGAGAAGAACAGGGAUACGGUUCCGGACGAGCACAUGGCGCUUCUCACGGGCACGAAGAACAUGUUCUUGAAGGAGGUCCUCGACGCCGCCUUCACUGCGACGAAGCCGCCAGAUGCUACUCCACCCUCGCCUACCGUCUCGGACAGCCCGAGCGGUGGUAACCGCCGCGCGUCCGUCAUCCCAGAUCCUGGCCGUCAGUCACUCAUCUCGUCUGCUACUGCUGCGUCGGGCCCCAAACGUCCGGGAGGCCCGGUGAAGAAGCCGACCCAGGCUUCCAUCUUCAAGGCUUCCUUGGUCAACCUUAUGGAGACGCUGAACGUGACGAACGUGCACUACAUUCGUUGUAUCAAGCCGAACGAGCAGAAGCGCGCCUGGGAGUUCACGCCUCAGCAGGUCCUCGGUCAACUACGUGCUUGUGGUGUUCUCGAGACUAUUCGUAUCAGUUGCGCCGGUUAUCCCUCACGGUGGACAUAUGAGGAGUUCGCGGAGCGGUACUACAUGCUCGUUCACUCUUCGGAAUGGGAGCCCAUGAUCAAGAACCUCGAGCUGAAGCCCCUCUGUGCACGCAUCCUUGAGAAGACGAUCAACGACCCCGACAAGUACCAGCCCGGUCUGACGAAGAUCUUCUUCCGCGCGGGCAUGCUCGCUGCGCUCGAGUCCCUGCGCUCAAACAGGCUCAACUCACUCGUCACCAUCGUCCAGAAGAACAUGCGGCGGCGCAUGGCGGUCAAGCGGUACAGGGACCUCCGUGCAGCGACGAUCAAGAUCCAGACCUGGUGGAGGGGGAUCACUGCGCGCAGGCUCGUCGAGAAGGUCCGCCGCGACGUUGCUGCGAUCCGGCUGCAGCGUGGCAUUCGGCGGUACCUCCAGCGCAAGCGGUUCCUCACCAUCCGGCAGUCUAUCACUGCCGUUCAGAGCCGUGCUCGUGGUGCUCUGGCGCGCAGGUUGUUCAAGGACUCAAAGCGCACAUUCGCCGUCGUCACAUUGCAAAGCCUCUUCCGCGGACUGCUUCGUCGGAGAGAAUACCGCACGGAUGUCAGCAAGGUCAUCCUCAUCCAGUCAUGCAUGCGUCGGCGGCUUGCACGGAAGGAGCUCAAGGCGCUCAAGGCAGAGGCGCGCUCCGUUUCCAAGUUCAAGGAGAUCUCGUACCGGUUGGAGAACAAGGUCGUCGAGCUUACCCAGAAUCUCCAGAAGCGGACGGAGGAGAAGAAGGAGCUCCAGGGCAGGGUGUCAGCGCUCGAAGCUCAGCUCACUCAGGCCGUGUCACGACACGAGGAGUCGGAUGCUCGUGCGAAACAGGCGCAGGCCGACUUCCAAGGCGCGCAAGAGGAGCUUUCGCGUCGCGAGGUGCUCCUCAAGGCCAAGGAGGAUGUGGAGAAGCGUCUCGAAGAGGCGUUGGCGAAGGCUGCAGAGAAGGAGUUAGCGAUUGUGAAACUGCAGGAGGAGCUGGCCCAGCAGGCCGCUCAGCUAGAGUCCCAGCAGAAGACCAUCGACAGCACCCCGGUCAGGAACGCAGACGACAGCUCUGUGAUCCAGACGCUCAAGAGCGAGGUCAGCAGCCUGCGCGAGCAGCUCAACCGCGCGACUGCGCUCAACGCGUUGACUCGCGGUGUUCGUGCGGAGCCUACAUCACCGACCUUUGCACCUACGCUUCGUCUCGGGGAAGCCCCAACUGCCAACGGCGCCGCGGCAGCGAUGUCUGCUGCUGCUCGCAGUCACCAACGGAGACACAGCUCUGCAGGCGUGUACGCCAUCAGCCCCUCCGACCACCGUACUUCCGCAGACGAGCUCAUGUUCAUGGCGAAGCGGAGCCAGACGGCGAACCCCCGCGCUGUCUCUGUUGCGUACAACGGCGAAGAUGGUCUGCCGCAGUUCCGCGUGCUCGACCGCUCGUCGGGUAUGUACGACGACCCCGCGGAAGAAAAGAUCAGGUUGAUGCAGGACAUCAAGCGUCUGGACGAGGACGUGCUGGACGGCCUGAUCCGUGGACUCAAGAUACCCGCGCCCAGCUUGACGAGCCCCGCCGCUGUCAAGGAGAUCCUGUUCCCCGCCAACCUCAUCUCGCUCAUCACGAACGAGAUGUGGAAGUACGGGCUCAUUCCGGAGAGCGAGCGGUUCCUUGCGAACGUGAUGCAGACCAUCCAGUCGCAUGUCAUGUCUUUCACUACCGAGGACGCGAUUAUACCCGGCAUCUUCUGGCUGUCGAACGUCCACGAGAUGCUUUCCUUCAUCUGCGUCGCGGAGAGCGACAUGCUCCAGGGCAUCGGCCCCGGCGAGGAGAACGCGGUGCGGCCAUUCGAGUGGGCGGACUACGAGCGCCUCGUCUCGGUGGUCAAGCACGACCUGGACAGCCUCGAGUACAACAUCUACCACACGUGGAUGCUCGAGACGAAGAAACGGCUGUCGAAGAUGGUCAUCCCCGCGCUCAUCGAGAGCCAGUCGUUGCCGGGCUUCACUACGACGGACGGCGGCGGACGGCUGUUCAAUCGCCUGUUGAACUCGAACUCGCAGCCCGCGUUCAGCAUGGACGACAUCCUGAACCUCCUGAACAAGGUGUGGCGGAGCUUGAAGAGCUACUACAUGGAGGAGAGCGUGGUACAGCAGGUCAUCACGGAGCUGCUCAAGCUCAUCGGCGUGACCGCGUUCAACGACCUCCUCAUGAGGCGCAACUUCUCUUCGUGGAAGCGAGCGAUGCAAAUCCAGUACAACAUCACUCGCAUAGAGGAGUGGUGCAAGUCGCACGACAUGCCCGAGGGCACGCUCCAGCUCGAGCAUUUGAUGCAGGCAACCAAGCUUUUGCAGCUCAAGAAGUCGACGCCGGCCGACUUGGAGAUCAUCUACGACGUGUGCUGGAUGCUCACCCCCACACAAAUUCAACGCAUGUGCACGAACUACUACGUCGCCGACUACGAGACACCGAUCUCCCCCGAGAUCCUUCGCGUCGUCGCAUCACGAGUAUCGCCCAACGACCGCAACGACCACCUGCUCCUUGCGCCCGAGACGGAGGAGGUCGGCCCGUACGAGCUGCCCCUGCCCCGAGAGGUGUCUGGGCUGGAGACGUACGUGCCCGCAUACCUGAAUGUGCCCCAUCUGCGGAGGCUCGCUGCUCUGGUAGCAUAGCGGGCGCCCUGGCUGUGAUGUCCAUACGCUUUUCGAUCGAUCUGCAUAUCUGUGCUAUGGGAUUCAAUGUAAUGGUAAUUUACGACUAUCCAAUGGUUU